AUGGGCUUUAGAUGGGGGAGUAGCUGGCUGAUUGGCUGCUGUGGUCUUGCGAAGGGAGAUCCCCUGCAGAGCCGGGACAAAGGCAGCUUAUUUACAGACAGGCAGAGGGCGAGCGGCGCUGGCGGAAUCGGAAGGAUCGCCUCAGCAUGCAAAAGCUUGGAGGAGCCUCUGAGCCCCACUCAGCCUGCAGAUGCUGGUAAAGCGGAGGGAAGGGACUCGUGCUGUCUUUGGCGGGGGCUUUCUCGGUGCCUGCGGAGAGCGACGCUCCUCGCUCGGUCCGCCUUAGCGUUGCUUCUUUCGUUCUGGAGCGACAGGGGAGAAGCAGUUGGGGCUUCGCCCUCCGGGAAGGCAGAAGCGGAGAGGGAACCCGAAACGCUGGAAGAGAAAAGUCCAGUGACUUUUCAGGAUGUGGCUGUGUAUUUCACAGAGCGAGAGGGGGCUCUGCUGGAUCCAGGCCAAAGAGCCUUGUACAGGGACGUCAUGGUGGAAAACUACGAGAACGUGGCAUCGCUGGGAUUUCUUGUCCCAAAGCCUGAGCUUGUCACUCAGCUGGAACAAGGAGAAUUGCCGUGGGUUCCUGAUUCUCAAGCCUGGGAAGAAAUGAAGAUCUCUGAUGCCAGCUUAGAAGUAUUUCAUGAUGCGAAACCUGAGCCUAUAGCCCGGCUGGAACAAGACUCACCACCGAGGGCAGCAGAUCUGCAGGAUUCUGAUGAAACACAGUCUGGGGGUGCCAACUCAGGACACAACCAUUUUGCUGUUGGCAUGAAGCAGUUGCCACCAACCAAGAAGGUAUCAUCCAUCAUAUCUUCUUCAUCUGGCCUUGCAACAGCCAGUACGUCUGCUGCUGGUGGGGCACCCACUGCCGGGGUUCACUGGUCAAUUAAGGAGACAAAAGUUUUACUCGAUGCAAUAUCACGCAGCCCAGGGUUGGCUGUCCUCCUCAGUAGCAGCCGCUACAAAAAUAUUGGCCACUUGCACGGUGUGCAGGCAGCUCUAGGCAGCAGUGGCUACACCCGCUCGAUAGAGCAGAUCAGGGCCAAAUGGAAAAGAGUUAAACGUGAUUUUUUCCAAGUUGGCAUGGCGAUCGCCUUGGGCAAAGAGCAACCUCGAAGGCCUCUUCCGCCGUUCUAUCAAGACAUGAAGCAAUUGUGGCUUGCAGCUGGUUGCCCCCAGUUUGGACUUCGGAAAAUACCUGCUGAAGUGAAGGAGGCAGUCCUUAUGGCACAACAGAAGGAGACACUGGAGGAGCAGAACACUUCUGUGGAGGACAGUGCUCUUCCUGCACAGACCGAGGAAUUUAAUAGGACUGAAAACGUUCCACCUGUGCCACGUCGGCAGCAUCAAACACCUCCAGUAGAAACGCACCUGGGCUGCAUUGAUGUUCACGGGGAGGACAUUCCAGCAAGUGAAACCAGACCCAUGACGUCAAACCCUGGUGCAGCAGCAGGGUGCAGCUGUGACAGCUGCCCAUGGUGGGCAGCUGCUGAUGCUGCACAACUAAAUCCCGAGAUGGAUCUCCUUUCUCAACUCAUAACAGAGGUGAAAGCACUGAGGGAAGAAAUCAGGGAAAUUAAAGGGUUUUUGAUACCCCAGACACCAAACCAUCCAGGUCCUCCGGAAAUAUUUAUACAGGAUGAAGAAAACAUGGGAGAAAGCUCACUGGCCACCAUGCAGGAGGAUGACUUGGAGACGUUGCCUAUUGAAGAGCUAUCUUCUUCGUUUUAAGUAUUUCAUCCAAACACAAACUUUUGUUAGGUUUCAUUUUUACAGUUUCGAAAACAACAGUUUUGUUAUUUCUGGUUUAAUUUUUUUACUCUUUUGACCAUGAAAUACUCCAAUUGUUAAAGCACAAAUCACCUCACAGUAUUAGAGUUCUACACAGAGACUCAGCCCCAUUUUUUUGUUUCAGUUCACACGUUUGCAUUAUUUCAAACUAGGAUCUGGCUGAGCCCUGAGCCCUGGUGUCCCUUGGGAAUCGACAGUACAAGGCGGGUUGUGUUGGCCCCUUGUAUAGGACAGAGUGCCUCUCCCUAGAGCUUGAGUUAACAACUUGGAGUUAAUAAAGCAGCAACUAGAGAGAGAUUCACUGUCUGCUGUAAGUCCCACACAUCAUUGGGGGAAGCGGUAGGAGGAGAGGUUGCAAAUGCAGGGAGAAAAUCCAUGAUUCAGAGAAAGGGGGCUUUGGUAUUUAUUUCCCUGACUAACUCAGCGACAGGCUCUCCAUAAGUUCUGUCUGGGCAGAACCCUUUGGAGAGACUAGCUGUCCCUUGCAAUUCCUAUUACCUUUUGUUUAUUUGUGAGCUUUUUAAUAAUUUUAUUAGUUAGCUAGGCAGUGUCAUGUUCUCAUCCCCCCAUUUGGGCGCUUUUUCUCCUAGGGAUUAGUGUGUGUGUGUUAGUGCAGCUUUGGUGACGGUGAGUUUUCCUAAACUUUAAAAAAACCCUCAAAUUAUUUAAAAAUCUCGAAGGAACAGGGAAAACACAAAAGCAUUAGAAUUGGCGUGACUGAGCACUCACAGUCCUUUAAAAAAAAGUGUAAAGCAAUAUUUAAAGGUAGUUAGCCUGAAAACCCCUGGAGCUAACCACCUGAAAUUUGGCAGGGAUAAUCCCCUUUAUAGGGGCUACCAUGUCCCUGUUUGCAUAAAUAUAAUAAUAUCUCUGUGGUGCUGUCUGCCUGUGCCUGCCUGAUGCUGCUUACCCAUGUCUAGUAUCACAGACCUUAUUGUUUUAAGCGCUCAAUUUUUUUCAAAGUCUUCAAGGAACAGGACAAACACAGGUCCAUGGGAAUUACCAUGAUUGAGCACAAAUAAGUUUUUUAACUUAUUUGGAAAAAGUGAAAUUUAAAGGGGGCUAGCAUGAAACCCUCUGGAGUUACUAACCUUAUAUUUGACAGGGUUUCCACAAGGGCUGUCUUGUCCCCAAAUGUCAUGGCCCUAUGUCAUCAAAUAAGAAACUUAUGGCCAUUUUGGUUUUGCAAUGCAAGCGAAGGGGAUUUCCGGAGAUUUGUAAUACCUGGAUUAUGAUUCAGAUCCAGAUUGGGUUGAGUCUCAAUUUACAAAUCAGAGCCACAAAUGGGAUUGGAGAGGGGGUGUCCCUGCACAGCCCUAUUUCAGACACGUAACAGCUGUUAAAUAUAAACUGUAUUUAUUAAGAAUUACAGAGCUUUUAUUUUGCACUUUCAAAUUUAAUAAGGUUUAGUUUGAAUCUCUUGAAUGGGUGUCAGUGACUUGCGGAGUUAAUCCCGUGUGUGUGUGUGUGUGUGUGCGCGCGAGUGUGUGUGUGUGUGUGAAAAAGAAUUACAAGCUACUACUCAAGCGCCAAUGGAACGUAGUGCUGCUGCUGCUGUUGCCACUGAGGUGAGUAGCAUACGGAGAGAUGGCCCAGCACGAUACUAUUCAAAGCAAGGAAUGUAAGGUCUUGAAAACUAUCUGAUAUUUUUAAGUACCAUGGAAUUUGGAAAUGAAGUAGGUGCAUGCAAUUUAAC
Messenger RNA from Rhineura floridana, 3481 nucleotides. RefSeq lists its product as uncharacterized. NCBI's taxonomy places the organism in Eukaryota, Metazoa, Chordata, Lepidosauria, Squamata, Rhineuridae. Bases 1 to 1725 code for a protein of 574 amino acids. Gene Ontology annotation, biological process: regulation of DNA-templated transcription. The record is from RefSeq and is a predicted model, not a curated record. The transcript has 7 exons.